Meloidogyne enterolobii is the source of this 283-nucleotide messenger RNA. The record is from the annotation of a GenBank genome assembly. NCBI's taxonomy places the organism in Eukaryota, Metazoa, Nematoda, Chromadorea, Rhabditida, Meloidogynidae.
UUUAACAGCUAAAGUCCACCACAAACUUCUCAUGUCUUCCUCCCCAACAGCAGCAGCUAAUUGUUCUUCUACUUCUUCUAAUUCAACUUCUGCAGCUCUAAAAUCCCCAAAUUCAAUGUUAGCUUUAGACCCUGCUACUGUUUUUGCUGCUGCGACUGUUAAUGGAAUUAGUCAACAAGCUUAUGUUAAUCAACAGGCGGCUUAUUUAGCCGUUACAAAUGCUGGGCACUCUACAGGGUGGAAUGGGACUUUAAAUAAUAACAUUAAUUCUGAUUUAUUGUGA